Molecule: messenger RNA, 3138 nt
Organism: Alternaria burnsii
Lineage: Eukaryota; Fungi; Ascomycota; Dothideomycetes; Pleosporales; Pleosporaceae
Exons: 3
Coding region: 1-3138 (1045 amino acids)
Cellular component (GO): extracellular region
Source: RefSeq, a predicted model, not a curated record
AUGGCGCCGCCUGUCGUCCCAUGGCCGCAAAAGCGUAAGGCUUCGACCUCGAACGAUUCAACCUCGAACAAGCGCACACGAUCCGUCUCGAUCUCCGUCAAAGUCUCCCACGAAUCCGUACUUGAAGGCCUACUUGGCAGUCGGGAAGUUCCUGUUGGGACCAAGAAUUCACAAGCGUGUCUCGGUGGCAUGCCAGAAGAGCUCCUCCUGCACAUCGCUGGAUAUCUAGACAUGAGCCCUGGUACACUUGCGAAGUUGUGCCUUACAAAUCACCGCUGCAAACGCGUUGCAGAAGAGGUGCUCUACAAGAACAUAGGCAGUCGGUCUCACGAUUGGGCGAAAGCGCAAUCGGUUGCUAGCAACACUACACUGGCUAGCCAUGUCCGCCACUUGUGUUCAGUGUUCGAUUGGAACGACAAAAUCCUGGUCCCUUGGGACGUGAAAGAUGAAGUGUUAGCCACUAGUGAUACAUACGACAAGAUCAUUGCCAAUGCCCACAAGAUUCAGACAUUCGCAUUGGAAGAAAUCGCUCCACAGCGCUUGCGCAGCUGGACCAACAAGUAUGAUUUCCUUGCGGGUGAAAUGAGUUGGUUGGACUUGUUCAAUCUUGCUGUCGCACAGCCGAUCGAGGGACAGACCAACCGUUUCACUCAUCUCAACAAACUCACGAUUGUCACCGACGGUUUGUCGCUCGAGAAGAUCUCAUGCGUGUUCCGCCUUCCGUCUCUUAACUCGCUCUUUCUCCAGGGUGUUCACCAGACGACGCCGUUCAAGGACUGGCCGAUCCCCACCUCGAGCAGCCCUGUCCGAGAGAUCGCUCUCAGGAAUGCGAUGAUGGACAUCUCCGCCGUGGUGCAAAUGAUCUCUUCAGUGAAGUCUCUCAGAAACUUCAUGUACGAACACAAUACCAUGGCUUGGGAGCCGUUUGGUGAUGACGACAAUCCAAUGUCAGUGUGGCCUGAGCACUCCUGGAAGCUCCUGGGCGACGCGUUGAGGAAACAUCAAGAUACCCUGGUGGAACUCUAUGCUUUCAGCUACUCCGACAAGGCGAUCUUAGACAUUGUUUAUCCUGACGGUCGAGAUCUUGAAACACUAGGAUCUUUCCGAGACUUCUCAAAGCUUCAGCACUGCGGUAUCCCAAUAGAAGCUGUCCUCGAUGCUGCGACUGCCGAGGAUGACUUGUCGGUGUACUUUCCCUCACACUUGAAGCGGUGGUACACCCACAUCACACCAGGAACCCCAAAGCUCUUGGAAAGGUGCGUUCCCGCGUUAGCAUCCUUGAGAGAUAUUGUCUGUCUGGGUCAAGAGAAGACCGUUCGCGUGGUCCUGUUGAACGGUCUACCAUUCCAGGCACUCGGGCUCUCUCGUGCUUUUGCAGAGUUGGAGGAAGCUGGUAUCAAGCUCGAGAUCCGCUAUGAUUACGACAUGAUCACGUUGGAAGAGUUGAAACGAUUAGAGGCACCUUCUGAAGAGGUAGAGUCGGAUGAGGAGUCUGACGAAGAGUUGAUCGACCAACCGGAAGCCGAGAUCGAUGAGGAGGAAGGUUAUGAGUUAUCGGACGUGACUGAACAGGAGAUUGCGGACGUGUUGGACGGCAACAGCCAAGCCUCUUUUACUACGCAAGAUGCAGUGAACGCCAAGAUGAAGUUCUCGCUCGCUGUGUUGGCACUCCCAAUCGCCGUCCAGGCUGCGCAAUUCUCCAAGUCGGAGUAUGCCUCUGGUGCAAUUCAUCAGAAGUUGAUGAAGUUGAAGGCUGACCAAUGGGAUCAUGAUGCAGCCGAAGGCAAGCAAGACUCUCGUCAAUGGAAGUCUUGGAAGAGCUGGAAGAAGGGUUCUUGGGGAAGUGGCAAGGAUAAACGCAUCAAGUGCAAGGAUGGUCUCGCCGUCGUCGAGCAAGGCAAUGCGAACCAGACGUUCAGGUGUGACAACAUGGAUCUCUACGACUUCGUCAACCAUGCCGACAUGGGCGGCCCUGAAGGCCAGGGCAGCUCUUCUUGGGGCUGGACAGCUCGCAACGGCCGCGAGUUCGGUAUCGUCGGCCAAUUUUCAGGUGCUGCGUUCGUUGAGAUCCUCAAGGACGGCCAGAUCCAGUACAUGGGUCGUCUUCCUGCGCAAAGUGUAGGUUCGCGGUGGCGCGAGAUCCGCGUGCUGAACGACUACGUUAUCAUCGGUUCUGAGGCUGUUGGUCACAACGUCCAGAUCUUCGACAUGAAGAAGCUUCUCGAUGUUAGCCCCGACAGCCCGAAGACCUUUGACCCCAAGACAGACCUUGUUGGCUUGUGGGACGAGUUGCCCAUCGGACGUACCCAUAACGUGGUUGUUGACUGGGACAACGAGUACAUCCUCGCCGUCGGUGCCCAGCCCCGAAACCAGACCUGCAAGGCCGGUCUCCAGUACAUCGAUCUCGCCAACCCUGGCAAGCCUACUUCUCCCGGCUGUGCCAGCCAGGACGGAUACGUACACGAUGCUCAGUGUGUCACCUACAACGGUCCUGACCGAAAGUUCCGCGGUCGCAACAUUUGCAUUGGCUACAACGAGGACACCGUCACCGUCUACGACUCCACCAUGAAGAACGGCAACCCUGCAUCUGAGGUCAUCUCGACUCUCUCCUACCCCGGAGCUACCUACUGCCAUCAAGGAUGGUGGACUGAGCGCAACUGGCACCAAUACGUCCUCUUGAACGAUGAGCUCGAUGAGCAAGAGGCCGUCGGUCCAGCUGCAUCCGGCCGCCCUGUCACCCACAUCAUCGAUUUCACCGACCUCCGCAACCCUAAGGCGACCGGUACUUUCUAUGCCACCGACAGCAAGGGCAUCGAUCACAACCUCUACAUCGUCGAUGGACUUGCCUACCAGAGCAACUACGGUGCUGGUAUCUGGGUACACGAUGUCCGCAGCAUCAGCAAGGACCCUACUGGAAAGAGCGUCAAGACUGAGGGUUUCUUCGACAUCUACCCUGAGGACGACUCUGUUGGUGGUAUUGUUCAGUUUGUUGGAACCUGGUCGCACUUCCUGUUCCCCUCUGGAUACAUCCUAGUCAACACCAUUGAGCGUGGUGCUUUCACUGUCAAGCUCGCCAGUGGUCGCGGAGCUAAGCGCGGUCCAGGCUUUGGCGGUAAGUCCAAGGGAAAGGGCAGGUGA